Molecule: messenger RNA, 3339 nt
Organism: Rhodofomes roseus
Lineage: Eukaryota; Fungi; Basidiomycota; Agaricomycetes; Polyporales; Fomitopsidaceae
Exons: 7
Coding region: 1-3339 (1112 amino acids)
Biological process (GO): calcium ion transmembrane transport; intracellular calcium ion homeostasis
Cellular component (GO): membrane; endomembrane system
Molecular function (GO): calcium:proton antiporter activity
Source: RefSeq, a predicted model, not a curated record
AUGUCCAGCGCACCGGAUCAGGAUGGCGAGGGUAUUCAUAGCUCGCCCGUGACGCCUGGCGCGACGCCCACAACCUCCGCAUUCGCACACCGUCUCCCCCUGCACCGCAGCGUCAGUCGCUCGUCGCAGUGGUCCGCAACAGACACCCCGCGACACCACCACCAGGGCACUUCCUACUUCCCGGAAGCCCCCCGACCCGUCUCGCCGACUCCCAAACGAACCAAACCGGCCAUGCGCAACGCGUCGGUCACCUCGAGAAGACGGCCCGUCCGGAGCACGAGCCUCACCAGCUCGCACGCUACUGCGAGGGCCAUGGGUGAGGAUCCAGGCAUGCUGAGCGAGGAGGACGAGGACGAGGACACCGGCAGUGCGGGCAUCGCCGAGGCGGGCGGCGUAGAGGCAGACGACGACGCGGACGACGACGACGACCGAGAAGUCGACCCGAUAACCCUGAGGGACCGGCAGUCGCUCAUCAACGUCGAGCACCCCUUCGGUCUGCCCAUCUGGAAACCCGCACUGUACAAGAAGUCGCGGUCGGUGACGCGGUACGCCGACCAGGCGCUGCACUCAGUUCCCUCGGCCCAGGCGGAGCGGCACUUGCUCCCGGGCAACAUCCUCUGGACACUGUGCUUUGGUUGGUGGCUUGCCGUAUCCUGCUUCGUCGCAUCCAGCUUGCUUUCCUUUGUCCCGAGGGGCGGCAAGCAGUAUGCUACUCUCAUGUUCGGCCUUGGAUGGUACAUCGCCUGGCCAUUCGGCAAGUACGUCGAGGGUGACCUCUCCUCGCUACUACCUGGUGAAGAGGGCUUCCCUCCUCAAACCAUCGUGGAGCAUCCUGAUGAGGAAGAGGACGAGCAGCUGGAGAGCGCGAGCGAUGUCGAAUCUACUCCGACCGAGCAUUCCUCUGAGGCCAGUCAUGACACCAUCACCCCCGGCGACGUCGCGCCCACGUCGGCCAACUCUACGGCGCAGCAUCCGCAGGUCGCUUCCUGGAACGACAUACAGAGUACUCAGCCUAACAGCGCGACAGCGCUCCUGGGUCACCGGAACGCGCCGCGCUUGAAGCCGUCCAAGUCAUACGGUGCGACGAAUUCCACGCUCAAGUCGCCACCGAUAGCGUACUCAAUCGGUGUAUCGGAGGACAAGCAUGGCGACCGGCUCGGGAAGGCACUGUUUCGAGCGAUAUUCAUUUGCGUCAUCGCGCCGCUCAUGCUAUUGGUAUCUGUCAUCUGCUGGGGCAGCAUAUUCGCGAUCCCAAUGGCACGGCUGAACUGGCAGCUGGUGAAAUACCUUGUCGAGCAGCCGAUGCACAUCCGCUUCUGCGCAGCGCCUGUCGUAGCAGUGGCCGAGCAGCCAGAGGGUGACGGCAACGCUGCUUCCGCUGAGGCCGCCGUAUCGUUCAAGCCAGCCAGGCUCGCCGCGGGCCAGAUCGCACCGUCCGGCUCGCCCACGUCGACCGUGUUGCUCUGCACAUACAAGGCGUUCGGGUGGAAGUACUACAAGUACACCGUCGGCGGUGUCAACAUCAUCUUCGUGAACCUCAUGCCCAUCGUGUUCUUCGUCAUCUUCGAUGGCUUCGUCCUGCUGAAGAUCGCGGAUCGCCGCGAGAACGCGGGCGAGCACGUCCCUGCGGUGCUCGCGUUCCUCACAUCGCGCGCACUCAUCUUCUUGCUCAGCAUGGCGAGCGUCAUCCCGCUCUCGUACUUCAUCGGCAUGGCCGUCGCGUCCAUCUCAGCGCAGUCGUCCAUCGGCAUGGGUGCGGUCAUCAACGCGACGUUCGGUUCGAUCAUCGAGAUCCUCUUGUAUUGUAUCGCGCUCACGCAGGGCAAGGGCCAUCUCGUUGAGGGAUCGAUCAUCGGGAGUAUACUGGCGGGUGUGCUGCUGAUGCCGGGGUCGAGUAUGUGCGCAGCCGCGGUGCGGACGAAGGAGCAGAAGUUCAACGCGAAGAGCGCGGGGGUGACAAGCAUGCUGCUGAUCAUGGCUAUCAUCGGUACCCUCGCGCCGACGCUCUUCUACCAGACGUAUGGGAAUUUCCAACUUGUCUGCGAGGGCUGCCCGCCGGAAGGCUCGAAAGGACCGUGGUCUUGCCAGCACUGUUACUACAAGUAUCCGGACCCUGUCGACGAUCCCUUCUACCAGUCGACGGUGAAGACGUUGAUGUACUUCUGUGCCGGUAUCCUGCUUCUGUCAUACCUCAUCGGUCUCUGGUUCUCUCUUCGGACGCAUGCAAGUCAGAUCUGGCAGAAUCCCCAACAACUUCUGCAGUCUGCGGACCUGCAAGGCGGCCAACAUCGCUUGUCCCUCUACCACCGACUCGUCCCAGGGUCCCUCGGCAGUGCGACUCGUCCGUCUCACAGCUUGUCCCACAAGUCCAGCACGAUUAACAUCACUGUGGACGGUGUAGAUUCGCGAUCUCAGACCCCGACAGCAUCCAUGUUCAACGUCCCUGCUCACGGCCACGCUGGCUCCUCGUCCUCCGCCAGCACGAACGCCCCGCCUCCAGCAUCAGGUCGCAGGGUGUCGUAUGCUCCCGGCCAAGUACCACCGAGUCAGAGCCUGGCUCCGCUGAUGGAGAGCGUCGAUAGCGCCAUGAAGGACACCGGCCUGCACCCCAGUGCGCUCCCGGAGAACAUGACUACGGACGACUUCACAAGGGCCGUCGCUGUCGCUACUGUGAGCGCGCUGAGGCACCAGCAUGAGUAUGCGCGGUCUCCCGCGAGGGCGCGCAUGUCGGCGGCGGAGGCAGAGGCAGCGGCCGGGCAUGGUGGACACGAUGCGCCGUCUUGGAGCAGGACGACCAGUGCGAGCGUGCUGCUCGCGUGCACGGCUCUGUAUGCUAUCAUCGCAGAAUUGCUUGUCGAUGUCGUCGACGUCGUCCUUGAGGGCUCUGGCAUUGACGAGAAGUUCCUCGGUGUGACGCUUUUCGCGUUGGUGCCCAACACCACCGAGUUCAUGAACGCCAUCUCGUUCGCUCUGAAUCGCAACAUCUCGUUGAGCAUGGAGAUUGGUUCUGCCUAUGCCUUGCAGGUCUGUCUGCUACAGAUACCCGCCAUGGUCGCAUUCUCUGCCUGGUAUGCCCCGGAGAAAAUGGGAGCUGUUUCCGACACUUUCUCGUUGAUCUUCCCCCGCUGGGAUGUUAUCGUGAUCAUCUUGUCGGUCUUCCUCCUGACUUAUACCUAUAUUGAAGCCAAGAGCAACUACCACCGUGGAAGUAUCCUUAUUCUCAGUUACCUUGUAUUGGUCUGUGGAUUUUUCUUCGCUCCUCAUGACGCAGAAGACGAUGUCGAGCCCUUUUCAUCCGUUCCGCUAUCCUUCUUUGCCUCGUUCUUCCAUUCUCGAUAG